AUGACUUCCUCACUUCUCUCAACCAUCAACAACUAUGUGCAGACUUUCAGAGGGAUAAACCCCACCACAAUUCCCGAUAAUUUUGUCCCCGGCGCUGAUUUGAGAGGAAAAUGGGUCAUCGUCACUGGUGGAAACAGCGGUAUUGGGUUUGAAGCUGCAAAAUCGUUCGCAACAUGGGGUGCGAAUCUCAUUCUCGCUUGUCGUGAUCCAUCAACGUACGAACAACACCCCACAGAUGCUGUCAAAGCAUGUCAGGAACUUGCUAAGGAGCAAGGUCACUUAUCAACUGUUGAAUGGUGGCAGAUUGACUUGUCAUGUCUUAGUAGCGUGGAGGCCUUCUACCAGAGAUGGCUUGAAACCAACCAUGCUCUGGACAUCCUUUGCAACAACGCUGGCGUACCCUCGACCGAUCCAAUCCGGAUGACUGAUGACGGGUUUCAUUACACCCACCAAAUCAACCUUCUAGCCCUUGUCCUGAUCACAUUAAGUCUCUUGCCAUCGAUCGCGAAAAGCCCCGAGCCUCGAAUUAUUUGCACCGUAUCCGCCGCACAUCAUAUGGGCCAGCUUGAUUUCGAGCAUUUCAACGGUGGCCCUGGACUAGGUACUCUGGCGUACAGCAACAACAAACUCUUUUUCCAGAUGUGGAUUGUUGAGAUGCAGUCCCGAUUCCUGAAGCAUCCUGAGUACCUCCAUUUACGAUUCAUGGGGUUAAUCCUGGUAUGGUUCUAUCGAGCAUUUGGAAUACUGCGAAAAAUAGAGACAGGCCCACGACAAAAUUUCCUUUACAACACUGUGGAAUUACGCCCAGGCAAGGUAGCUUCGCUAUUACUCAUGCGGCUACCAGCCCUGGGCUUGGACCAGAUCCCAAGAAACAGAAUGUCGGCUCUCCUCGAGGACUGGGUGGAGGGAAGUAUAUCAAUCGAGUAUGGGUGGCCCCUGCUAAAUCCUUUUGUGAUGAUCCAGAGGCUAGGUUGA
Molecule: messenger RNA, 975 nt
Organism: Penicillium malachiteum
Lineage: Eukaryota; Fungi; Ascomycota; Eurotiomycetes; Eurotiales; Aspergillaceae
Product: NAD(P)-binding protein
Exons: 2
Coding region: 1-975 (324 amino acids)
Source: RefSeq, a predicted model, not a curated record